AUGCGCUUGUCCCCGUCCUACCCCGCGGCGCCCUCAUCAGAAACCCGUCCCAAGCGAAGUUUCCCCCAAACUAAAGGAGUAAGUUUUUCCCUGGGCCUAGACAAGGGGGAGAUUAGAGAGAAAGGGGCGGCUCCCAGCCGGACCCCGGAGAAGUCGCCCUCUCGCGCGCAGGCCCUGGGUGAACCCGCGCCCCUGCCCGAGGCCUGCGCGCUCUGGGACCGCCCGCAGCAGAGCGCAGUGGCCCGGCGCGGCCCAGGCGGCCCAGCCCUCGGGCCUCUCCACCUCUCCGAAGCCCUGCGGCUGGACGCCAAGAAGAGCCCUUUGGCGCUGCUGGCCCAGACCUGCUCACAGAUCGGCAAGCCGGACCCGCCGCCCUCGUCCAAGCUCAACUCGGUGGCGGCGGCCAACGGGCUGGGAGCCGAGAAGGACCCCGGCCGCUCCGCCCCGGGCGCCGCCUCCGCGUCCGCAGCCCUCAAGCAGCUGGGGGACUCCCCGGCGGAGGACAAGUCCAGCUUCAAGCCCUACUCCAAGGGCGCCGGGGGCGCCGACUCCCGCAAGGACAGCGGCUCCUCCUCCGUGUCCUCCACCUCCUCCUCGUCCUCCGCGUCCCCGGGAGACAAGGCGGGCUUCAGGGUCCCCAGCGCCUCCUGCCCGCCCUUCCCCCCGCAUGGAGCGCCGGUCUCUGCGUCGUCGUCCUCGUCGUCGCCUGGCGGCUCCCGUGGCGGCUCCCCGCACCACUCUGACUGCAAGAACGCGGGAGCAGGUGGCGGGGAGCUGGGCAAGCAAGACCACAUUGGCUACCACGGCUCCAUCGUGGGCGCCUACGCCGGCUACCCGUCCCAGUUCGUGCCUGGCCUGGAUCCUGGCAAGUCUGGCCUCGUGGGAGGACAGCUGUCAGGCGGCCUGGGCCUGCCGCCCGGCAAGCCGCCCAGCUCCAGCCCGCUCACCGGGGCCUCCCCGCCCUCCUUCCUGCAGGGACUAUGCCGCGACCCCUAUUGCCUGGGCGGCUACCACAGCGCCUCGCACCUGGGCGGCUCCAGCUGCUCCACCUGCAGCAACGAGCCGCUGCCACACAGCUGCAACUGGGUGGCCGCCAGCGGGCCGUGCGACAAGCGCUUCGCCACCUCAGAGGAGCUGCUCAGCCACCUGCGUGCCGCCGCCGCUGCCGCCGCCGCCUCCUGCCACCUGCACCUGCCCCCGCCCGCCGCCCCUGGCAGCCCGGGGUCGCUGUCCUUGCGGAGUCCACACACUUUGGGGUUAAGCCGGUACCACCCCUACGGCAAGAGCCACUUAUCCACAGCGGGGGGCCUGGCCGUGCCCUCGCUCCCCGCAGCCGGACCCUACUACUCACCCUACGCGCUGUACGGACAGAGGCUAGCCUCAGCCUCCGCGCUCGGAUACCAGUAG
Molecule: messenger RNA, 1407 nt
Organism: Tupaia belangeri chinensis (Chinese tree shrew)
Lineage: Eukaryota; Metazoa; Chordata; Mammalia; Scandentia; Tupaiidae
Gene: ZNF703
Product: zinc finger protein 703
Exons: 4
Coding region: 1-1407 (468 amino acids)
Biological process (GO): negative regulation of DNA-templated transcription
Cellular component (GO): nucleus
Source: RefSeq, a predicted model, not a curated record